Messenger RNA from Menidia menidia (Atlantic silverside), 2177 nucleotides. The record is from the annotation of a GenBank genome assembly. Lineage: Eukaryota; Metazoa; Chordata; Actinopteri; Atheriniformes; Atherinopsidae.
CUGGGGGUCAGAAACAGAAAAAGAAAGACGGGGAGAAGAGGUGGACGAAGAGAGCGCGCGAGGCGGCACACCGCAUCCCGAACCCUCCCGUGCGCGCGCGCACGCACCGAGAUGCCCCGGUCUGCCUCCAAACCUUCCCCUCCGCGUUUCUAGUCAAGAGUUUGGGAUUACUUUGGGACACUUGGUGAGUUUGCGCCCUGCUGUAAACACUGACGUGUGCAAUUUUUUUUUGUCCCCCCCCUCCUCCUCCCUCCUAUUGUUUUUUUUUAUUUAUUUUUUGGCUGCUAAACGUUGGACGGGAUCGAGUGGGGGUUUUUUUUUUUCGCCGCUUUGCCCCAACUCCGGGUGGAUUUGAGAGAGAAAUGAGUGAGAGGAGGCGAUCGGCCGCCGCUCUGAGCUCGAGAGCCCACGCUUUUUCCGUGGAAGCCCUGAUCGGCUCCAACAAGAAGAGGAAGCUCCGCGGCUGGGAGGAGAAGGAGCUGGAGCUGUCCAUGGAGAGCCUCGCCACGGACGCGGAGGACCCGGCGCACUGCCUGGACAUGGACCCGGACUCAGAAGCGAGUCCAGGCUCGGACGGAGAGGGUCUGGCCGAGAGGACCUCGUGCUCCUUCGGCUCCCCCGCGGACCUGCAGGCCCCGGGCCCCUGCGACGCGUCCCCCGCGGCCUCCAUGGAGGAGAUCCAGGUGGAGCUGCAGUGCGCGGACCUGUGGAAGCGCUUCCACGACAUCGGCACGGAAAUGAUCAUCACCAAAGCGGGAAGGAGGAUGUUUCCCGCCAUGAGAGUCAAAAUCGCAGGCCUGGAUCCCCACCAGCAGUAUUACAUCGCCAUGGACAUCGUCCCAGUGGACAACAAGAGAUACAGGUAUGUGUACCACAGCUCCAAGUGGAUGGUGGCGGGGAAUGCGGACUCCCCCGUGCCCCCCCGGGUCUACAUCCACCCGGACUCCCUGGCCUCCGGAGACACCUGGAUGAGGCAGGUGGUCAGCUUCGACAAACUCAAGCUCACCAACAACGAGCUGGACGACCAGGGGCACAUCAUCCUCCACUCCAUGCACAAGUACCAGCCCCGGGUGCACGUCAUCAGGAAGGACUUCAGCAGCGAGCUGUCCCCCAACAAACAGGUGCCCAGCGGGGAGGGGGUCAAGUCCUUCAGCUUCCCCGAGACCGUCUUCACCACCGUCACUGCCUACCAGAACCAACAAAUCACCAGACUAAAGAUCGACCGCAACCCUUUUGCCAAAGGAUUCCGGGACUCGGGCCGAAACAGGACUGGCCUGGAGGCCAUCAUGGAGACCUACGCGUUCUGGAGGCCUCCGGUGAGGACCCUCACGUUCGAGGACUUCACCAACAUGCAGAAACAGCAAGGUGGCAGCACGGGCACCUCGCCCACCACCUCCAGCACGGGCACGCCGUCCCCCUCGGGCGCCGCCCACCUCCUGUCCCCCUCCUGCUCGCCGCCCACCUUCCACCUGGCGCCCAACACCUUCAACGUGGGCUGCCGGGAGAGCCAGCUGUGCAACCUGAGCCUGUCGGAGUACCCGGCGUGCGCCCGCGGCAACAUGGCGGCGCUGCAGGGCUACGGCGGCCUGGCCGACGGCUCCUACGGACGCCUCCAGGCGGCGGCGGCGGGCGUGGCGGGGGGGGGCGUGGCGGGCGUGGCCUCGGCCCAGCCCGGCGAGUCCUUCCUGCCGCAGAGGACUUCCUCCCUGAUGCAAAGCGGCGUGGGCGUUGGCGGGGGCGGGGGUAACGGCGGCGGCAAGAUGGACGCCUACGGCGGGCAGCUGGGCUCCUUCCCGGGCUCCCAGCUGCAGUACGUGAUGCAGGCCGGCGGCAACGCGGGCGCCGCGGCGACCGCCUCCUCCUCCUCCUCCCCGUCGGGGUCCUCGCCGUCCUCCGGCCACAUGUUCGGCGGCGGCCACCACCACCACCACCACGUCCAGCAGGGCUCCUACAACGCCUUCUCCCUCCACAACCCCUACAACCUGGUGGCGGGGGGGGGGCUGCUCUGCUCCCCGGCCCCCGCCGGGGCCUUCGCCGACCGCCAGUACCUGGCCAACGGGGGCGUGGACGCGAUGCACAUGAUCGGGAACGCCGCCGGCGGCGGCCAGCAGGGCGGCGCCUCCUGCGACGGACGUCAGUACGGAUCCUCCAAUCAGAUGUCCAUGCACAUGGUGUAG